UUUCUCACAGCAGCUCGCAGAUCCAAUUGACCCAGCUGCACAGUCCUUGGAGGAUGAGUACUACAGAUCUUUCUGACGGGCACCAAGAUGCUUCCGCGGUAGCCUCCAACUCGCGCCGGAGAAACAGCAGCAGCCGCGGCUGGGUGGUGCAGAAGUUUGGCGGGACAAGCGUAGGGAAGUUCGCUCUCAACAUCGCGGAGGAUAUUGUACGCGCGAGCUUGGGUGACAAUAGAAUAGCCGUUGUUUGUUCCGCACGAAGUACGGGGAAGAAGGUUGAGGGGACAACCAGUCGAUUGUUGGAGAUCUUCGGGGUCCUCGAAUCCAUCAAUGCUGUCAAUGAUACGGAAUCCGUACACUACGAAAGCCUGGUCAACGAAUAUGAAAGAUUGGUCAAGGUAAUCUGCGAAGACCAUGUCAGCGCGGCCGAGGCGCAUGUCCGGGAUACAAAUAUCCUGGCAAAACUCUCUGCAGAUAUCGUGGCCGAGUGCAAGGAGAUUCUAGAUUAUCGAAAAGCUGCGGAACGAUGGCAUCUGGAAAUAGAUUCGAGGUCGAAAGAUCGCAUUGUGAGCUUUGGAGAGAAGCUCAGCUGUCGGUUCAUGGCCGCUUUGUUACAAGAUAGUGGAGUCGAUGCGGAAUAUGUGGAUCUCUCUGAUGUCAUUCACCUCAAGGCCUCAAGGGGGCCUGAUCAGGAGUUCUUCAGAGAAUUGACUGCCGCGCUUAAGGAGAAGAUUAUGGCUUGCGAGGAUAGGGUCCCAGUAUUGACGGGAUACUUUGGAGCUGUUCCAGGCGGGUUGAUGGACGGUGAAAUCGGGCGAGGCUACACAGACCUCUGUGCAUCGUUGAUAGCUGUCGCUCUCAAAGCAGAUGAGCUGCAAGUAUGGAAGGAGGUUGAUGGAAUAUUCACCGCAGAUCCAACCAAGGUUCCCACAGCGCGGCUCCUGCCUACUAUCACCCCGUCGGAGGCAGCAGAGUUGACCUUUUACGGCUCGGAAGUUAUCCACCAUCUGACCAUGGACCAAGUCAUCCAUGCGACGCCUCCUAUUCGAAUCCGCAUCAAGAACGUCAAAAACCCGCGAGGAAAUGGAACUAUUGUCCUGCCCGAGCCUAUCCCUGCACCUGGUCAGCUUAUACGCUCGAGAAGCCCAAGUGCUUUGGGCUUGCGGAAAACGCCAAAGAGACCAACUGCCGUUACUAUCAAAGACAAGAUCACUGUCAUCAACGUCCAUUCAAAUAAGCGCUCGAUAUCCCAUGGAUUCUUCGCAAAAGUCUUCUCUAUCCUUGACCGGCGUCACCUGUCCGUGGACCUGAUCUCCACGAGUGAAGUUCAUGUGUCCAUGGCCAUCCAUUCCCCCAGUAUCCCAGUCGACGACAUGCAGAAAGCAAAAGAGGAACUGGAGGAGUGCGGCGAAGUUACUAUCUUAGACAAGAUGGCUAUCCUCAGUUUAGUCGGAGCAGAGAUGAAGAACAUGGUCGGUAUAGCCGGCCGCAUGUUCUCGACCCUCGGAGAGCACAACGUGAACAUCGAAAUGAUCUCGCAAGGAGCGAGCGAAAUCAACAUAUCCUGCGUCAUAGACGCAUAUGAGGCAACGCGGGCGAUGAAUAUCUUACAUACCAAUCUGUUUACCUUUCUUGAAUAAAUAAAAAAACGGGUCUGCAUGGCUACGGCUAGAAAAGCUGGAAAAAGUAGAAAGAGAAAAAGAAGUAUAUCUAGGGGCAUCUUUUAGGCGUUUCUGAGCAUUUUUUCUCAAGGAGGGGAACCGUAGCGUGCAGCAACUUUUUGUAUCGCUAUUCUGGAAUAGAUUACUUUUUUUUUCCCCAAACGCGCCAAAGUCUGGUAGCUGCUACAUAUACCUACCUAG
Messenger RNA from Amorphotheca resinae ATCC 22711, 1859 nucleotides. RefSeq lists its product as hypothetical. Gene Ontology annotation, biological process: amino acid biosynthetic process. The transcript is spliced from 5 exons. The coding region runs from base 54 to 1637 and encodes 527 amino acids. The record is from RefSeq and is a predicted model, not a curated record. Lineage: Eukaryota; Fungi; Ascomycota; Leotiomycetes; Helotiales; Amorphothecaceae. Gene Ontology annotation, molecular function: aspartate kinase activity.